ACUUCGCUUUUCUCUGCAAAGCCAUGGAACCGUCAUUGCAACAUCCACCACAACCGCCACCUCCUCCUCCGCCGCGCUCCGCCACCAUUCUCGGAAAGUACCAACUGACCCGGCUCCUCGGCCGCGGCAGCUUCGCCAAGGUCUACCAAGCCCGCUCCCUAAUCGACGGCGCCACCGUCGCCGUCAAGAUCAUCGACAAGUCAAAGACCGUCGACGCUGCCAUGGAGCCCCGAAUCAUCCGCGAGAUCGACGCCAUGCGCCGCCUCCACCACCACCCUAACAUCCUCAGAAUCCAGGAGGUCAUGGCCACAAAGACCAAGAUCCACCUCGUCGUCGAGUUCGCCGCCGGCGGCGAGCUCUUCUCCAAAAUCUCACGCCGCGGCCGUCUUCCAGAGGCCACGGCGCGCCGCUACUUUCAGCAGCUCGUCUCCGCGCUCCGCUUCUGCCACCGCAACGGCGUGGCCCACCGCGACCUCAAGCCGCAGAAUCUCCUCCUCGACGCCGACGGCAACCUCAAGGUCUCUGACUUUGGGCUCUCCGCGCUGCCGGAGCAUCACCAGGACGGCCUUCUCCACACCGCCUGUGGCACGCCGGCGUACACUGCGCCGGAGAUUCUCCGCCGUAGCGGCGGCUACGACGGGUCCAAAGCGGACGCGUGGUCGUGCGGCCUCAUUCUCUACGUUCUCCUUGCCGGUCACCUCCCGUUCGACGAUUCGAAUAUUCCGGCGAUGUGCAAGAAGAUCUCCCGGCGAGAUUACCGGUUCCCGGAGUGUAUUUCGAAGCCGGCCCGUUUUGUGAUCCACAAGUUACUCGACCCGAAUCCGGAGACCCGAAUGAGCGUGGAGGGUCUGUUUGGGAACGCGUGGUUUAAAAAAUCACUGAGAGUUGAAGCAGAAGAGAGAGUGUUUGGAUGGGAUGUUUAUGGGAAGGGUUACGAAGGGAAGGGUUCGAGUGUGAACGCGUUUGAUAUAAUAUCGAUGUCUUCGGGUUUGGAUUUAAGGGGGUUGUUUGAAACGACGUCGAAUAGGAGGGAGAAGAUGUUCACGUCAAGUGCAAAGGUGGAGGUAGUGGAAGAGAAGGUGAAAGAGGUUGGAGGGGUUUUGGGGUUUAAGGUUGAGAUAGGGAAGAAGAAUAGUGCAAUUGGUUUGGUGAAAGGGAAGGUGGCUUUGGUGUUUGAGAUGUUUGAGAUUGUGCCUGCUCAGCUGCUUUUGGUGGCUUUCACGGUGGUGGAGGGUGGUUUGGAGUUUGAGGAACAUCAUUGGGGGGAUUGGAAAGAUGCCUUGCAAGAUCUCGUGCUUUCUUGGCACAACAAUGAAUCAUGAAUAUGUACAUACAGUGAGUGAGUGAGUGAAUAUCAGAAUAUGUACAUUAGAAUGGUGGUUAAAUGUUUUCUCUUCUUCCUUUUGAUUCCAUAGCAAAAAUUUGUGUUUUGAUUGUUGAUAGAUGAUGGUUAUCUUAUUGCAGCUUAGUCCUUAGUUAUACCAUUUUCCAGUUCCUACAAUAAUGUGAAAAUUAAUCCACCACCUUU
Gastrolobium bilobum is the source of this 1528-nucleotide messenger RNA. RefSeq names its product CBL-interacting serine/threonine-protein kinase 4-like. The transcript has a single exon. Lineage: Eukaryota; Viridiplantae; Streptophyta; Magnoliopsida; Fabales; Fabaceae. Gene Ontology annotation, molecular function: protein kinase activity; ATP binding. Bases 24 to 1322 code for a protein of 432 amino acids. The record is from RefSeq and is a predicted model, not a curated record. Gene Ontology annotation, biological process: protein phosphorylation; signal transduction.